AUGGACGGCACAAUACGUCAAUCUACGGAACAAUCCAGCCUAACCAUUAGCAACUUGGAAACUAAAGUCGAUUACCUAGAGCAACAAGCCAGACAAUGCAACAUCGAAAUCUGUAACAUUCCUGAAACUCGCAGUGAAAACUUUUUAAACAUAAUGGGAUCGAUUAGUAUGGCUAUUAACUUUCCAAUUUCUCAGAAAGAUAUCCUGUCAAUCCAUAGAGUUCCCCAUGCUCACCGUCAAACAAAUAAGCCCAAGAAUGUUAUUGUGAAACUUUCAUCGCGCAUCCUUCGUGACAACGUACUAGCGGCUUUUCGUAAGGUGAAAACUCUCAAGACCGACCAACUAGGUCUCACCGGAUCGACAAUGACCGUAUAUAUGAACGAGCAUCUUACACUGAAGAAAAAACAAUUAUUUCGUAAAACCAGAGAUCUCGCCGCUAUGCACCAAUACAAGUAUGUCUGGGUUCGGAAUGCCACUAUUUUGGUGCGCGAGCAAGAUGGUGAUACUGCUUUUGCUAUCCGCACAGAUGAUGAUCUUCGUAAGAUCAAAAGCCGUACUAAAGGUGGUAAUAAAAGCGCUUGUGGUGGUUCUACUCAACAUAUUCAGUAA
Messenger RNA from Parnassius apollo (apollo), 609 nucleotides. The record is from the annotation of a GenBank genome assembly. Lineage: Eukaryota; Metazoa; Arthropoda; Insecta; Lepidoptera; Papilionidae.